AUGGUUUUGGAAAAGCUGAACCCCAUGCACUAUAAUGUCACCAGCAUGGUGCCGGAAGUUGUACCUGUUGGCGCCAUGCCACUCCUGCUGCUCACGGGAAUCCUUCUCUUGAUUUGGAAUUAUGAGAACACAUCCUCAAUACCAGGUCCUGCCUACUGUCUGGGAAUUGGACCCCUCAUUUCCCAUGGUAGAUUCCUGUGGAUGGGGAUCGGCAGUGCCUGCAACUACUAUAACAAGAUGUACGGAGAGUUCAUGAGAGUCUGGAUAAGUGGAGAGGAAACCCUCAUCAUCAGCAAGUCCUCAAGUAUGUUCCAUGUAAUGAAGCACAAUAAGUACAUCUCCCGAUUUGGCAGCAAACUUGGCUUGCAGUGUAUUGGUAUGCAUGAGAAAGGCAUCAUAUUUAACAAUAAUCCAGACGUCUGGAAAGAAGUUCGGCCUUUCUUUAUGAAAGCUUUGACGGGCCCUGGCCUUGUUCGCAUGGUGGCGGUUUGUGCGGAAUCCAUCCUCAGGCAUCUGGACAAGCUGGACGAGGUCACCAAUGCCCUGGGCUAUGUGGACGUGCUGACCCUCAUGCGACGCAUCAUGCUGGACACCUCCAACGUGCUCUUCUUGGGAAUCCCCUUGGAUGAAAGUGCCAUUGUGAAUAAAAUCCGAGGUUAUUUUGAUGCAUGGCAAGCUCUCCUUCUAAAACCCAACAUCUUCUUUAAGAUUUCUUGGCUGUACAAAAAGUAUGAAAAGUCUGUCAAGGAUUUGAAAGAUGCCAUAGAUGUUUUGGUAGAAGAAAAAAGACACCAGGUUUCCAUGGCAGAGAAACUGGAAGACUGUAUGGACUUUGCCACUGACUUGAUUUUUGCUGAGAAACGUGGAGAACUAACAAAAGAGAACGUGAACCAAUGUAUAUUGGAAAUGCUGAUAGCGGCCCCUGACACCAUGUCUGUCACAGUGUACUUCAUGCUCUCUCUCAUUGCAAAGCACCCUAAUGUUGAGGAAGAAAUAAUGAAGGAAAUCCAGACUGUUGUUGGUGAGAGAGACAUACAAAUGAAUGAUAUACAAAAAUUGAAAGUGGUGGAAAACUUCAUCUACGAGAGCCUGCGGUACCACCCUGCUGUGGAUUUGGUCAUGCGCAGAGCCUUGGAAGACGAUGUGAUUGAUGGCUACCCAGUGAAAAAGGGAACUAACAUUAUUCUGAAUAUUGGAAGAAUGCACAGACUUGAGUAUUUCCCCAAGCCCAAUGAAUUUACUCUGGAAAAUUUUGAGAAGAAUGUUCCUUACAGGUACUUUCAGCCAUUUGGCUUUGGGCCUCGUGGUUGUGCAGGAAAGUACAUUGCUAUGGUGAUGAUGAAAGUUGUCUUGGUUACGCUUCUGAGACGAUACCAUGUGGAGACAUUGCGAGGGCAGUGUGUUGAAGACAUACAGAAAGUAAAUGAUUUGUCUGUGCACCCAGAUGAGACGAGUGACCUGCUGGAAAUGGUUUUUAUCCCAAGAAAUUCAGUCAAGUGCCUCAACCAAUAG
Castor canadensis (American beaver) is the source of this 1512-nucleotide messenger RNA. RefSeq names its product aromatase. Lineage: Eukaryota; Metazoa; Chordata; Mammalia; Rodentia; Castoridae. The record is from RefSeq and is a predicted model, not a curated record. Gene Ontology annotation, molecular function: heme binding; iron ion binding; aromatase activity. Gene Ontology annotation, biological process: response to estradiol; female gonad development. Gene Ontology annotation, cellular component: endoplasmic reticulum.